Molecule: messenger RNA, 3261 nt
Organism: Odobenus rosmarus divergens (Pacific walrus)
Lineage: Eukaryota; Metazoa; Chordata; Mammalia; Carnivora; Odobenidae
Gene: EMILIN2
Product: elastin microfibril interfacer 2
Exons: 8
Coding region: 1-3261 (1086 amino acids)
Molecular function (GO): protein binding
Source: RefSeq, a predicted model, not a curated record
AUGUGGCAGCCGACACGGCUCCGGCCCCGCGCGUCCUGGCACUGGGCGCUGGCGCUGCUGACUCUGGGCGGCGCGGGGCUGUGCCACGCCGGCCCGCAGCCCAUGCAUCCCGCGCGGCCGGGAGCCAGGAACAAGAACUGGUGCGCCUACAUCGUGAACAAGAAUGUGAGCUGCUCUGUGCUGGAGGGAAGUGAGAGUUUUAUUCAGGCUCAGUACAACUGUGCCUGGAACCAGAUGCCCUGUCCGUCCGCGCUGGUGUAUCGUGUGAACUUCAGACCCAGAUAUGUCACCAAGUACAAGACAGUGACACAGUUGGAAUGGAGGUGCUGCCCUGGCUUUAGAGGGGGAGACUGCCAGGAAGGUCCCAGGGACCCUGUGAAGACUCCCCGCCCCACGCCCGCCCGGCCUCGAAAUAGCAUGAAGAAAGCCACAGAUAAUGAACCAAGCCAAGUCUCAGAGCCCAAGAAGACUUUGUCACCAACUCGUGCAGCGGAACCAAGCCAAACGGUAGAUCCCAAACAGGGGCCACAGGAACUUCAGGAACAGAAAAUCCAGGUGCUUGAAGAGAAGGUUCUCCGACUCACAAGAACAGUUCUUGAUCUCCAGUCUUCCAUUGCCGGAGUGAAUGAAAACCUCAAGCAUGCCAUUCAGGACGAUGCUAGCAAAAUGCUGGCAUCGUGGCUCAGUAAUCUGCACCUCCAGCCGGUGCUUGACAGUGCCGUUGGCGGAGACACAGAGACCAUCCAGCUUCCUGAUGUCCUCAACAAUAAGGAAUCUGGCAUGAAGGACAUCAAGUCUGAACUGGCUGAGGUCAAGGAUGCUCUGAAGAACAAGAGUGACAAGCUGGAAGAGCUGGAUGGGAAGGUAAAGGGGUAUGAAGGACAGCUCAAACAGCUCCAGGAGGCUGCCCAGGGCCCUACGGUGACCAUGACGACCAAUGAGCUCUACCAAGCCUAUGUCGAUAGUAAGAUUGAUGCCCUGAGAGAGGAGCUCAUGGAGGGAAUGGACAGAAAGCUGGCCGAUCUGAAGAACUCAUGCGAGUACAAGCUGAUUGGUCUCCAACAGCAGUGUGAUGACUAUGGGAGCAGCUACCUAGGAGUGAUUGAGCUUAUAGGAGAGAAGGAAACAAACCUGAAAAAAGAAAUAAAUGAUCUUCGAGCCCAGGUACAAGAUCCUUCAGCUCAGUCAAAUUGCUGUGGUGGUGAAAAGAAUGGUGACUUUGGGCAACAGAUCAAGAUGUUAGACCAGAAAAUUGAAAGAGUUGCUGAAGCCACCAGAAUGCUGAAUGCACGACUCGACAAUGAAUUUGACCGCCUUGUAGUUCCAGAGCCAGAUGUGGACUUUGAUGCCAGAUGGAAUGAACUAGAUGCAAGGAUCAAUGUGACAGAGAAGAACGCGGAAGAACAUUGCUUUUACGUUGAAGAAACCCUUCGGGGGACCAUUAAUGGUGAGGUAGAUGACCUGAAGCAACUUCUUGAUCAGAAAAUACAGUCUUUGGAAGAGCGCCUGGGGAGUGUUCUCCUGGAGGUGGCCAACAGUACUGAGGCAGAACUCACCCCCUCAGCCUCAGCCUUACCGGGUGUGUCAGGGGCUGGGAACAAACAGGUCAUGAUAGAGUUAAAUCACCUGAAGAACAAAGUUCAAGUUGUUGAGGAUAUUUGCCGGCAGAACUUUCAGAGAGAGCCUCAUGGCGUAGAAGAUACUUUGCCAAAUGGAGAAGACCACAUAACGGGUGAUAGUUUGAACCUUUUGAAAUCUGUGAAUGACACAAUGCAUAGGAAGUUUCAAGAAACUGAACAAAGCAUCCAGAAACUUCAACAGGAUUUUAGUUUUCUUUAUUCUCAACUAAACCACACAGAGGACGAUGUGAAUCAUCUCCAGAAUGAGCUGAGCAGCUGUAGAGAAGGUAAAAGUGCUGCAGUGGGUGGGUUUCCUAAGGGGGGCGAGCAAGGAAGGACGGUGGAGCCCCUCCCAUCUCCCUGGGACCCCAAGGCUCAUUGCUGCAGCCAGCUGGAGGAGAGGUGGCAGCACCUGCAGAGCCGGGUCCUCUCUGAGCUGGACACUUGUAGGGAAAACAUGCACGGGGUCCGGAGGGAUGUCUCCGUGGUUGAGAGCAGGGUAUCUCAAAUGGAGAAAACCUGCAGCAAGCUGGACUCCAUCUCAGGAAGUCUUCAGAGGAUCAAGGAUGGGCUCAACAAGCAUGUCAACAGCCUCUGGAGUUGUGUCAGGCAGAUGAAUGGGACACUCUGGUCACAUUCCAGAGACAUAUCUGGCCUGAAGAAUUCAGUCCAGCAGUUCUAUAGCCACGUUUUCCAGAUUUCUACCGACUUGCAAGAUCUGAUCAAAUUUCAGCCAUCAGCAAAAGCGCCGCCGCCCCCGCCCCGAGGAAAGACCCCGCAGGUGCCUGGAAGGCCCUCCCACCCGGCUCUGGAGGAGGCCCCCACGGAGGCCUCUCAUCCCGAGCCAACCCCUCUGCCGACACCGAGCGCUCCCCCGCUUCCUGAGGACCCCAGAAGACGGCCACACACAGGCCAGCGGCCUGCCCUGCCCAAGAGACCCCCGCACCCGCUGCCCCCGCCAACAUGGCCGGGCUGGACAGGGAUGCCCUACUUGCCCGGCUCCACCGGGGUCAUUAUGGAGACUGGAGAGGCCGGGCCUCCGGGGAGGAUGGGCGUGUCGGGGAGGGGCCUGCCCCAAGGAGUGGACGGCCAGACGGGGCAGGGGCCCAUCCCCAGCGCUGAAGGCUUCGCGGGAGCACCAGGAUACCCCAACUCCCCUCCGGUAGCCUCCCCAGGGAUUCCAGUGCCUUCUCUGGUGUCUUUCUCUGCGGGGCUCACUCAGAAGCCUUUCCCCAGCGAUGGGGGCGUCGUCCUCUUUAACAAAGUGCUGGUGAACGAUGGAGAUGUGUACAACCCCAACACUGGCAUCUUCACGGCUCCGUAUGAUGGGCGCUACCUGAUCACGGCCACCCUCACUCCUGAGAGGGACACGUAUGUGGAAGCUGUCCUGUCGGUCUCCAAUGCCAGUGUGGCCCAGCUGCAUACGGCCGGCUACAAGAGGGAGUUCCUGGAAUACCACCGGCCCCAAGGGGCUCUGCACACUUGUGGGGGCCCGGGGGCGUUCCACCUCGUCGUGCACUUGAAGGCAGGAGAUGGUGUCAACAUCGUGGUGACUGGGGGCCGGUUGGCUCACACGGACUUUGAUGAAAUGUACUCCACGUUUAGUGGGGUUUUCUUAUAUCCUUUCCUUUCUCACCUCUAG